AUGAUACGAGACUCUGAAAUAGAAGAGGAGUAGCUGCUAUUAAACAACAAAUUUCUAAUUCAAACUAAGUCAGAGGACAUGACAGUCUCCAUAAAUUAGCAAUUUAUACUUGAUCCAAUGAGGUGGUGGAUUCAAAUAUUUUUUACAAUGGGUCUAUUGUCAAAUGGAUUCAUUAUGGUGGGUUUCAGUCCAGUAGCCUCAAUCAUUGCUGACGCUUUCAAAUGUGAUAAGUUCAUAGUAGAUGCCCAAUGUCUUAUGUUCCUUAUAAUGUUUAUUCCUGCCAAUUUCAUUGUUAUUCAUUGUCUUGACAAAUAUGGGUUAAGAGCUUGUUUAUUAAUUGGCUCAGUGAUGUCAAUUGCUGGUGUAUGGUUAAGAUAAUUAGUAUAAGUUAUACCUAACUUUAAUGUUGUAUUUUUGGGAACAAUUCUAUGCUCUUUCGCUUAAGUAUUCUAUAUCAAUACAGGUAGCAAGUUGGCAUCAACAUGGUUUGGCUGUGUGAUGGGUUUUGUUGUCCCAGCAUUUUUCCUUGGAGGAGAUGGAAAUCAAAAAGAUGCUUUUAUGGAGUACUUGCUAGUUUAAAACAUAAUGGUAACAAUUCUUAGCAUCCCAAUUUUACUGACUGCAAAGGAUAAGCCUAAGAACCCACCAUCGUUAUCUGCAAUGAGAAUAGAACCAAAAUUGUAAUUUGGAAAAGAAAUCAAGAAUCUUGUAUCUAAUAAAAGCUAUUUGCUAUUAUCGGGUACCUUCACAUUCCUCUAUGGCAUUUAUACUUCUCUCGGAGCAGUAGUCAGCUCAGUUACUACACCAUUUGGAUUUAAUGCUGUUGACAAUAGUAUUUUUGGAGCUACUUUCAUAUUCUUUGGUGUCGUUGGCUCAUUCUUUUUUGGUGUAAUGCUUGAUAAAACAGCUAAGUAUAAGUUUAUUGUGUGCUUAACAUCUACUCUGGCAUGUUGCUUUAUUUCACUAGCUUUUUGGACUCUUUAAUCAGAGAAUGUGGUUCUCUUUUCAGUCAAUCUUGCCUGCAUAGGAUUUUUCGUCAUCCCAAUUAUUCCUACAAGUUAUGCAUUUGCUGUUGAACUGACUUACCCGGUCCCAGAAUCUAUUUCUAACGGAAUGAUGAUUAUGGUCUCAUAAAUCUUUGGAUUUAGUCUUGUAAUAUUUUUUUGCUUUAUUUUUACUAUAAUUUAGGGUGCAAUUUCAUCAUUUAUAAGUUCGUUAGAUGGCUAAACAGGUCCUUUGAUUGUUAUCGGGGUAUUUUUAACAAGUUGCUGUGUUGGAGCCCUCUGUUCAUAUUUUAUAAAGGAAGAAUUAAGAAGAUUGAAACCCUAAUCAUUAAUUGGCUCAACAGAUCUCAGCACAUAAAGUCAAUCAAAUGCCUAAAAUAAAGAAUACUCAGAGUUAAGAGACUCAACUCAGAUCAGUGGGGGGAAACUUGAAUUUUGA
This is a messenger RNA of Stylonychia lemnae, 1443 nucleotides long. The record is from the annotation of a GenBank genome assembly. NCBI's taxonomy places the organism in Eukaryota, Ciliophora, Spirotrichea, Sporadotrichida, Oxytrichidae.